Molecule: messenger RNA, 3752 nt
Organism: Oncorhynchus kisutch (coho salmon)
Lineage: Eukaryota; Metazoa; Chordata; Actinopteri; Salmoniformes; Salmonidae
Gene: orc1
Product: origin recognition complex, subunit 1
Exons: 20
Coding region: 219-3113 (964 amino acids)
Biological process (GO): DNA replication initiation; mitotic DNA replication checkpoint signaling
Cellular component (GO): nuclear origin of replication recognition complex
Molecular function (GO): ATP hydrolysis activity; chromatin binding; DNA replication origin binding
Source: RefSeq, a predicted model, not a curated record
CGCAAUUUCUUUUCGCGCGAAAGGUAGAAAGUGCAGCCACGUAAUCCUUUGUACUAGACAACCUUUUUUUUUUUUUUUAGCUAGCUACGUGUAAAAGAUAACUAGCUAUAUUACUACACUACAGCGCAUCUUCGUUUAUAUUAAACUGCUUGAAAUUUGAUCAACUUGCCCGUUCGACUUUUAUCAGACGAGCGGCUGUCUCUUUUCUGUCUGCAAUUAUGGUCCGCUACUUUACAAGAUUGAGAGUGAGACGUAUCUACAAAUGGGGCGGAAGACCUUAUAUCUUCGACAGAAAAUUAAAGAGUUAUGGCUUUGAGUACUUGAACAUGAGCGUGGAGGGUCAGGAGGCAGUCACCACUGUAACACCUGGCCAGUACAUCCUCAUUGAGGGAAAUGAUGAUGAAUACCCCUUCGUUGCCAAGCUUCUCAAGUUCUUUGGCGAUGAGUCCCACAAGCAGAAGAAGGCGCUGGUGCAGUGGUUCUUGCGCUUGUCUGAGGUGCCCCAAAAUAAGAAGUUGUUGCUGGGCAGGAGCCCCCAUCCCCAGGAGAUCUUCUACUACCUGGGACGUGCCUGUGACAAUGAGAUCAACGCAGAAUCCAUCCUUGGCACUGUACAUGUCCAGCACGUCCCUGAAGAUACUCCUUUUCCAGAGCCUGGAACCAAGGACACCCUCUAUGUAAAGCUGUCCUGGGACACCAAGGCCUUCAAUGUCUUAGACCCUGUCCUGAUGCAGGAUACCCCUGCCUCAACCCCCCCCAAACCUGCUCUCCCUCUGUUUCCCCCCUGUGCUUCCCCUACGGCAACCCCUGUGUCUCGGGGCCCGGUGCGUCGUGCCCUGCCCACCCCAGACCCCACAGUGAUGAGGAGAGCAGGGUCUGUGUCUGACACUAGAGCCACCAUGAGCGCCGGGAAGAGGAGUACCCUUGAGGCAGAGUCGAUCCACUCUGCCUCCAAGCUCUCUGCCUCUAAAAUCCUGAGCGCCAAGAGGAGGGGCAGCGCUGCAGACACACCGGGUGUACGCAAGAAACUACAGCUCAGCAUCGGGGCUAGUCCAGGGAAGAAAAUGACCAGAGCAGAUGUCCUCUGUGAGCUCUUGGAUGAAGAGAUGGAGUCAGAGAAAGUUAUAUCCCUCAAACUGAGCUCCUCGGUUUCACACUCCCUCCAGCAUGGCUGCAGCCUUUCUCCCAUGAGAAGUGUCUGCAAGACCCCUAACGGCCAGAGGAGGUUCCCCUGGAAGCUCUCCUCGAUCAGCCUGGACAGACUGUCUCCUACUGCCCUGGGAGAACAGGACUUCUCCAGUGACCUGUUGCUGGCAGUGAUUCCCCUGGCCCUAGAGGAUGAGGUAUUUGAGGCAGGGUUACCUACAGACGCUGGCUCUGCCAACACUCCCAAGAAGAGACAGGCCACCCCCAGGAGGAACUAUGUUAGGGGACAGAAAGCUACCACCCCCUCCAGGAGGAAAGAGUCUGCCAUGGCCAUUAGAGAGCCUGCUCUGGGGGUGCUGGCGGAGGAGGACUCUGAGGAUUCUCCCAUGCAGCCGAUUGCCUUGACUCCUCGCUCCAAGAGGAAGUCAGCCCAGCUGGUGUCGUUACGCAUCAGGAAGCAGUUGAAUCUGUUGGACAAUACCCAAGAGCUGAUCUCCGAUGGCGACGAUGACUGUUUCGUUCCCUCCAAGAAGGACCUACAGAGCAGCAGCGAUGAAGAGAAGACUGUGAGUGAGGAAGAGACCAGAGGAAGAAAUUGCAAGACCUCUGUCAGGACCCCACACAAAACGCCCAGCAAGAAGGCCCUACAGAGCAGCACAGAUGAAGAGAAGAGUGAGGAAGAGACCGUGGUGAGGAAGACCAGAGGAAGAAAUGGCAAGACCUCCGCCAGGACCCCAUGCAAAACACCCAGCAAGAAGGUCACCCCAAGUACCCCCCGUCAUGCCACUCCCAGUAUUCCCAGCCGGACUGUUCCAGCCAGGCAGCCUGGGAACAUCCUGGAUGAGGCCAGGGCUAGGCUGCAUGUGUCGUCAGUACCAGAAUCUCUUCCCUGUAGGGAGCAGGAGUUCCAGGAUAUCUAUAAUUUUGUGGAGAGCAAGGUUAUGGAUGGGACUGGAGGGUGUAUGUACAUCUCUGGUGUUCCGGGAACUGGGAAAACCGCCACCAUCCACGAGGUUAUCCGGUGUCUACAGCACGCCUCUGAUAUGGAUGAAAUCCCUACCUUCCGAUUCAUCGAGAUCAACGGCAUGAAAAUGACCGACCCUCACCAAGCCUACGUCCAGAUUCUACAGAAACUGACGGACCAGAAGGUGACCGCUGACCACGCCGCAGCCCUAUUGGAGAAGAGGUUCAGUAACCCCGCCCCCAAGAAGGAGACCACCGUGCUACUGGUGGACGAGCUGGAUCUUCUGUGGACCAGGAAGCAGAAUGUCAUGUACAACCUGUUUGAUUGGCCGACAAGGCGCCACGCCCGCCUGGUGGUGCUGACCAUCGCCAACACCAUGGACCUUCCUGAGCGGAUCAUGAUCAACAGGGUGGCCAGCAGACUGGGCCUUACCAGGAUGUCGUUCCAGCCGUACAGCUUCAAGCAGCUGCAGCAGAUCAUCACGUCCAGACUGAACAAGGUCAAGGCCUUCGAGGAGGACGCUUUGCAGCUGGUCUCCAGAAAGGUGGCAGCGUUGUCAGGAGACGCCCGGCGCUGUCUGGACAUCUGUCGCCGCGCCACUGAGAUUUGCGAACACUCCGCCUCGCACCCGUCCUCCACGGGAUUGGUGAGAAUGAGUCAUGUGAUGGAGGCGCUGGAUGAGAUGUUCUCGUCCUCCUACAUCACGGCCAUUGGGUGUGCAUCCUUGCAGGAACAGCUCUUCCUGAGGGCGGUCAUUGCUGAGUUCAGGCGACUGGGACUGGAGGAGGCCACCUUCCAACAGGUGUUUGUGCAGCACCGGGCUCUGAGUCGUGUGGAGGGCCUGCAGCCCAUCAGUGUGUCCGAGGGUCUGGCCGUGUGUCAGCGUCUGGGUGCGUGUCGUCUGCUGCUGCUGGAGGCCAGCCGUCUAGACAUGCUACAGCGGGUCAGACUCAACGUCAGCCAGGAUGACGUGCUCUACGCACUCAAAGCUGUCAGAGACUGAGGACCACUGGAGGUCCUAAGGUACAGGGGGGAGGAUGAGGGUCUUUUUGGGGCCUAGAAGGGAACCUGCUCCAUCACUACCAGUGAACUUGGUCAGUUUGACUACAACUCAUCAGGACCACCGUUGGACCACACAGUCCCACGCCAAUACUACUGUACCACUCAGGACCGGGAAUCCCACUGACACCUUGUCUGUCCAUGCCGGGUCUUUUUAGAGGCUCAGUUUGGUUUGAUGCUGUCUUCUGAGAGGUUUUAGGAAAUCUUCUGUUUUAGUGUUCUUUUACAAAUGCUUUUCAAUGUCAUUGUUGUCAGCACAUAAUCUUUGGAAGCUCUUGAUGGGGAAACUGCAGUGCAUUUGAGUUCUGUCAUAAUUCAAGAACACAAAUCAUGAUUUCUAUUAUAUUGGUUUUACAUUUGUUUACUGAAAAUUGCCCUUGUUACAAAAGCAUAUUUAGAUCUGGUUUUAACUCAUUGUGUUGAUGGGAGGAGAGCCAACUUCCCAUCACAGUUAGCAAUUAGACUUUCCUCUUUAUCUGUAUUCAAUCAUUUUAAUGUUGCUCUUGUUGGUUUUAGGAUGUUCUUCAUUAUUGUUGUGUGAAUACUGUAUCUACAAAAGUAAUAAAGAUAUUUAAUAACAAUG